This is a messenger RNA of Echinops telfairi (small Madagascar hedgehog), 480 nucleotides long. RefSeq names its product interferon induced transmembrane protein 5 (gene IFITM5). Gene Ontology annotation, biological process: bone mineralization; bone morphogenesis. NCBI's taxonomy places the organism in Eukaryota, Metazoa, Chordata, Mammalia, Afrosoricida, Tenrecidae. The transcript has 3 exons. Gene Ontology annotation, cellular component: plasma membrane. The record is from RefSeq and is a predicted model, not a curated record.
AUGGAAGUGCUUCUGAUCCGAGUCCCCAGCCCGGUGGUGAGCCUGGCUGCCCUCAUCCUGCCCUGCUGCCAGGCUGGGCUGAGAGAGCAGGGCACACCCUCAGGCCCCGAUGGCCCACAAGGCGAUGGCACUGCCCACAUGGCCCUUGCGCUGGGGGCGCUGCGCUCUCCACCAGCGUGAGACCACCUGACCUGGUCAGUCUUUGGCACCCUCUACCUGAACCUGUGCUGCUUGGGCUUCCUGGCUCUGGCCUGCUCUGUCAAAGCCCGGGACUGUAAGGUGGCUGGGGACCUGGAAGCGGCCCGCCGUCUGGGCUCCAGGGCUAAGUGCUACCACAUCCUGGCCGCCGUGUGGACACUGGUGCCUCUGCUGCUGCUGCCAGCCCUGGUGGUGACUGGUGCCUUGCACCUGUCUCAGCUAGCCAAGGGCUCCACCACCUUCUUCAGCACCAAGUUCGAUGAGGAUUCGGACUACAACUGA